Molecule: messenger RNA, 5209 nt
Organism: Colius striatus (speckled mousebird)
Lineage: Eukaryota; Metazoa; Chordata; Aves; Coliiformes; Coliidae
Gene: ZDHHC3
Product: zinc finger DHHC-type palmitoyltransferase 3
Exons: 7
Coding region: 285-1268 (327 amino acids)
Biological process (GO): peptidyl-L-cysteine S-palmitoylation; protein targeting to membrane
Cellular component (GO): endoplasmic reticulum; Golgi apparatus
Molecular function (GO): protein-cysteine S-palmitoyltransferase activity
Source: RefSeq, a predicted model, not a curated record
GGAGGCGGGAAAGCUCCCGCGUCAAUGCCGGUCCGCCCGCCCGGCGCGGGGCUGCGGGCACGGUGUCCCCCGCUCUGUGGGCAAAGCAGCGGCGUGCACCCGUUAAACUCCCCUCGGGAGGGUUUUCACGGGGGAGAAGGCGCAGCGCCCUACGUAUGGCGCACAUCCAGCAGCCCGCGUCCAGAAAAGCGUCUCCGAGAAGCUGAGGCUCAUGGUGGAGCAAAAAGGCAGUGGCCGCUCGCUGCCUGCCCUGUGCCAAGAUGCAAGUAUGGAUAUAAAGGCCUAUGAUGAUUACUCCAGUCCACCGCUUCAGAGAUAUUGAAAGGACACCUGAAUACCUCCAGCCAGAAAAGUGUGUUCCACCUCCUAGCCGCCCUUCCCUGGGAACAAUGUGGUUUAUUCGAGAUGGCUGUGGUAUUGCAUGUGCUGUCGUUACCUGGAUGCUGGUGUUCUAUGCCGACUUUGUAGUCCUCCUUGUCAUGCUAGUCCCAUCGAGAGAUUAUGUUUAUAGUGUCAUCAAUGGCACACUGUUCAACACCUUGGCUUUCCUCGCUUUGGCUUCACAUUUUCGUGCUAUGCUGACAGAUCCAGGUGCUGUACCCAAAGGUAAUGCCACAAAGGAGUUCAUCGAGAGUUUACAGCUAAAGCCAGGACAGGUGGUUUACAAGUGCCCCAAGUGUUGUAGCAUCAAACCUGACAGAGCACAUCACUGCAGUGUUUGCAAGAGAUGUAUUCGGAAAAUGGACCAUCACUGCCCGUGGGUCAAUAACUGUGUAGGAGAGAAUAACCAGAAGUACUUUGUACUGUUUACAAUGUAUAUAGCCCUGAUUUCCCUGCAUGCUCUAAUCAUGGUGGGAUUUCACUUCUUGUAUUGCUUUGAAGAAGACUGGACAAAGUGCAGUUCCUUCUCUCCUCCAACUACGGUGAUUCUCCUCAUUCUCUUGUGUUUCGAGGCUCUCCUGUUUCUCAUCUUCACCUCGGUUAUGUUUGGGACCCAAGUACACUCCAUCUGCACUGACGAAACGGGUAUCGAACGUCUUAAAAACCAGAAGCCAACGUGGGAGAAGACGAGCGGCUGGGCAGGGAUGAAGCUGGCGUUCGGUGGUGCCUUCUCCUUGGCUUGGUUUAACCCUUUCUCCAACAUGAACUGCCAGAAGCCAGCACCUGCUGACACAGUGGCAGCAGCUCCUGCCUCUGCAAUAAUGACCCAGGAGGAAAUCGAGCGGUUUCUCGCUCGAGACGUCGCCGUCCAAGUGUUACCUGAAUAAGGGCAAGCGGCCCCCGCUGUGUCAGGAGCAGCUUUCAGGGUGCUUGGGUUGGGUUGUUUUAAUAACUGCUCGUGCUGGAGGUUUGAGGGGUUGUGUUCUUAACGUCCUGGAGGUGCAUUAAAGAAAAAUGAAGGGGUGUUUUAUGUGGAAACAGGGCACAGCAGUGGCAGAAGCAGUGCAGAUCUCCAGAGGAAGCUUUAGAAGGGAUGAGCUGCUUAAGCUCCUUUCCAGACCUGCACCGACUGCUUUGUUUACUUGGCCUUUAAGGGAAGUGUUUAGUUGUGAGAUAGAUUGAGCCCAGCUCCCAGAAGUGUGCAGUCCUGAGGAGUCUGAUCCUUUCUUUCUGUCCUUACAGCCUUUUGGAGGGCUGAAUGACAAGCCCUAUGCAGGGGCUGGAUUAGCCCAGCUCUAAAGGUGUGCUUGGAGAAACGCAUCGGUUUGAGCUCAUCCCAUGGAUGCUGCUGCCUUGGGGUUAGGGAAGCUGCUGGUGCUCAGUGGUGAGAUAUGCACGUGGGAGAUGGGGGAGCUCGCUCUGGGUGCCAUUCCUUUGGGCUCUGAAAUAUCUCCAGGGGUAAAUUUUAACCCUCUGUGCUCGUGGGAGUGCCCAGGAGUGGUGGCAUUCAUCUGAGCGCUGUCAGAGCUGGUGGUGCCACGAGCAGGCAAAUAUUGUCCAGGUUGGUAAGCUACUGGUGGGGGGAAGCCUUCUCCCCAGGUCUGUGGUUCAUUAGGAUGUGUGGAGCAGGAGCUUCCUGACCAAACUCUGCAGCCCAGAAAGCAGGCAGCUGGUCUAGGCCAGGCAUCAGGGCUAUUUCUGCAGACAAAGAAGAGAUGAGGACACGAGCACCCUGCUGAUGGAGGUACUGGCUCUCUCAAUUUCACUUGUCUCAUUGAGCCAUCUCUGUUUUUGUGAUAGCUGGAGUUAGUUGAGAAUGAACAUUGCCUCUUAAUCUUGCUGGGGUUUGACAUUGUCCUGUAAGUGCUUACCAUUAGGCAGGGUUUCCUUACAGUAACUUUGCAGCCAGCUCCUGGUGAGAGCUGGGGAACCCAGAGGAGGAACAGGCAUCUCUGAGGGAAGGCAGCAAAGUCGUGCAGAGGCAAUGCCAAACCCCGUGUUCAAAUAUGCCACAAGCUCUUGGUGUGCUCCAGGCCCUAGGGUAGUUUCAGUGUAGACUAUUUUACAGUCCUUUUCUCCUGUCGUCUUAGCUGAAUUGACAUCAUUUUUUGCAGGAUGUUAAAGAUGUAGCCCUGUUUCUCCCUCCACAGGACAUGCUUACCUUUAUCUCCCUCUCCCCUGUAGCAAAGACCAAAGAUGAUUGCUCCCUCUGGAAGGGGAGAGAGAGGAGCUUGGGGAAUGGAAGCAUGGUGUUGUGUGAAGUCUGUUGUUGUUUACAGAAGUGAUACCAAAUGGAAUUUGUGCAAGAUGUUUUUGCUUUUCCCCACAGAAAACAAAGGCAUCUUAAAAUGUAUUAAUGGUGUGACAUUCAGGGCUGCUGUGGAGAGAUGAGACUCUCUCCUGGAUGUGUCCUCUGCCACAGCAGUCCUUUCUUCUGGCAAAGGGACUAGGAGCAAAGGGAGUGCCGUGACUGACCAGGAGCUCUGGACAGGCUGCAUGGCUGGGACAAGGCCAGUGCCAUGGGUUUCAAUGAGGCCAAGUGCUGGGUCCUGCCCUUGGGCCACAGCAACCCCCAGCAGCGCUACAGGCCUGGGGAGGAGUGGCUGGAGAGCUGCCUGGCACAGAGGGGCCUGGCAGUGCUGGGUGACAGCAGCUGAACAGGAGCCAGCAGCGUGCCCAGGUGGCCAAGAAGGUCAAGGGCAUCCUGGCCUGGAUCAGGAACAGCGUUGUCAGCAGGAACAGGGAGGUGAUCAUUCCCCUGUGCUCGGCUUCGGUGAGGUCACACACUGAGUACUGUGUCCAGUUUUGGGCCCUCUCAUGGAGGUGCUGGAGAGGAUCCAGAGGCUGAGCUACCAAGCUAGGAAGGGGUUUGGAGCAUGUUUCAGAUGAGGAACAGCUGAGGGCUCUGGGGCUGUUCAGCCUGGAGAAAAGGCAGCUCAGGGGAGACCUUCUUGCUCUCUACAGCUACCUGAAAGGAGGCUGUAGUGAGGUGGGGGUUUGUCUGUUCUCCCUAGUGACAAGCAAUAGAACAAGAGGAAACAGCCUUAAGUUGCACCAGGGGAGGUUCAGGCUGGAUGUGAGGAGGAAUUUCUUUCCUGACAGGGUUGUCAGGCAUUGGAACAGCUGCCCAGGGAGGUGCUGGAGUCACUGUCCCUGGAAGGGUUUCAGAGCCGGGUGGAUGUUGCACUGAGGGAAAUGGUCUAGUGGUUGGUAGGGCUGGGACAAAGGCUGGACUUGAUCUCAAAGGUCUCUUCCAGCUGAAAUCAUUCCAUGAUUCUAUGACUGUUGGGAGCACAACUUGGCUCAAACACAGGGGCUGUUUCCAAACAGUCAUCCCGUCCCCUGUGUAUUCUGCAUGUGUCCUCUUUGUCAGUGAAACAUAGAUCUGGGGAGAAAACACCUCAAACCAUUAGGAACUGUGUAUUUAUAAAAACAUUUUAGGUAAACACCCUGCAUUUAGGAAGCAUUGAGGUGACCUCUCGUGCCAUUUGGACAUAAGGCCUGGCAUGUCUUUGCAACGUGCAGCAGUGUGAUAGUGAGGGAAGAAGCUGUCUUGUACACCAGCCUGUGUUCCUUUCUGUCAGUGUCUCACAGGAAAGAGCCAUCGGGGACAUGCACAGAUCUAUAAGGGAUUUCCUGUAGGGAGCAAUAGGGAUGUUGAAGGAGGAAGAGUGCCCUUUUUAGCUCAUGCUUUCUAGAUUUGGCUUGCUGCUCAGCCUCUGCAUCCAGUGAACGUGCCUGCAGGUGCUGUGUCUGCAGAGGAAUGGUGCUACAGGGUCCUGGGGGAGAAACUAGUUAAUGUCUGAAAAUCACCUUGAGGCAGGCUCAUGGAGGCGUUGGCUUGGCAGAGACUCCCUUGUUUUGGUGAUGCUUCUCAGGAUGCAGACCCCAAAGCCUCUUGCUUUGGGUAGGCACAGACAGGAGCAGCAUAUCUCCUCCUUCCCUCUCAAACCCAGUUUACCUCAGCACAAGGGCAGGUGUCCUUCGCUUCUGUUUCCCACCUCUCCCCUGGUUCUUCAGGUACUGGAACUUAGGGGUUGGUUUGGGUUUGGUUUGGUUGUGUAAUAGCUAAACUGAAAAGGCUGCAUGCAGAGGAGAGUGGGAGCCAGAACAGCUGCCUCCCCUCCUCUCUCAGCACAGUUCUGCUCUGAGAGAUGGGGACAUGUCCCUGUGCCUUUCACAGAGCUGAGGGCAGCCAGCCCAAGCCCCAGCUCUGGUGCCCCCCAGCACCUGGUGGGGUGACUCACCCCACCUCCAAAGUCCUGGUACCCCUCAGCAUGUCUCCUCUCUGUUUUAGUACAGUGUGGCAACCAUCAGAAAUGGCAGGAGACUCCAUGAGAUGGAAACACCCCAGUUUUACCCACAGCUUUAGUGUAAGCUGCUUUCCUUAAUGACUGCCUGGCAGCUCGAGGCCAAACGUGAUUUCUGUGAAAUUGAAGCCAGACCCACCAUUGUCCUUCCCUCUGCACCCUCCUUGCCCCUUGUUAAACUGUGCCUUCCCCUUCAGGCCCUGGUGCCGUGGGGAAGGGGCUGCUGGGGAGCAUGCUGGUGCUGAUGGCACAAGCAUGAGGGGGGCCAGGAGGGUGCUCCCCGGGCUCUGCUCAGAGCAGAUCCCCAUGGCUGCCCCAGCCUUCUGUGUUGAGAUGUGAUGGGCAGGCUUGUGGCAGAUAUGGAAAGUGUUUCUGUACUUCAUACCCCAUGUGUCCUACAGCAGGUUUUCUAUGCAAGUCAAGAAUUCAGCUCUCUUGAGAGCAGAUGGAUUUCACCGUCCAUAACUCCUUUCUGUGCCUCUGCUCGCUACUGUACUCAUUAAAGGACUAAUACUUCA